Messenger RNA from Chenopodium quinoa (quinoa), 764 nucleotides. Its product is annotated as auxin-responsive protein SAUR64-like. Lineage: Eukaryota; Viridiplantae; Streptophyta; Magnoliopsida; Caryophyllales; Amaranthaceae. Gene Ontology annotation, biological process: response to auxin. Bases 228 to 635 code for a protein of 135 amino acids. The record is from RefSeq and is a predicted model, not a curated record. The transcript has a single exon.
UUUUGGAUCAUCCAAAGCAACAAAAACCUAAUCACAUGGUUUUGCUUCAAAAUAUUGAAAACAAUGCUGUCACCAAUGAAGUGAUUUGUCUUCAGCUUGAAGCUAUAAAUCUGCCCAUUCCCUCAACUCUUUCCAACCAACUCAAUUGCUUAAUACUUCAUACUCAUCUAUUUCCUCAUCUUUGAAAAAAAAAUCUCUUCUUACACUCAAAAAAAAAAAAUCUCAAUAUGAUUAGUACAAAGAAGCUCCUCAAGAUGGCAAGAAAGUGGCAAAAGAUAGCAGCUGCCAGCAGGAAGAGGAUCUCCUGGCCGAAACCACUGGCUGAUGAGGGUCACUUUGUUGUCUACACAACAGAUGGAAAACGAUUUACCAUUCCUUUGGCUUAUCUCAAGAGUGAGAUUUUCAUAGAGCUUUUCAGAAUAGCUGAGGAAGAGUUUGGGUUAACAAGUUCAGGGCCAAUUACAGUGCCUUGUGAUUCGAUUUUCAUGGAAUACAUGAUUUCUAUGAUCCAAAGACGUGUAGCUGUAGAUUUAGAAAAGGCAUUGAUCAUGUCAUUAGGCAGCUGCAGACACUCAUCAUUGUCACAUGAGCAUCAAGAACAAACUAAGCCACACAUACUUAUUUGCAGUUUCUAGAAAAAUUAUGUCCUCUUUCGUAUAUAAUGUAGAUUAUAGAAAAUUAUUGUAGGCAUGAAACAGAAAUUUUUUGUAGAAAUUAAUGAAAGUUUAGAAUGAAAUCAUUCAAAUCAAACAACUUUUCCGUUG